Messenger RNA from Sipha flava (yellow sugarcane aphid), 1055 nucleotides. RefSeq names its product EF-hand domain-containing protein D2 homolog. The record is from RefSeq and is a predicted model, not a curated record. Gene Ontology annotation, molecular function: calcium ion binding. The coding region runs from base 258 to 668 and encodes 136 amino acids. The transcript is spliced from 3 exons. Lineage: Eukaryota; Metazoa; Arthropoda; Insecta; Hemiptera; Aphididae.
GAUUUUCCGUGGUCACGGCUACGUCCGUGCGUUUCCUGCAGCUCUGUGUCAAUAUGAGUAUUUAAACGACACCGUGGUCCAACGAAAACAGUUAUUCAGGUAAUUUUAUAUGUAACACGUAACGCGUUACGAUCGAUCGCGCACUAUUCACACGUAUCUGGCACAUUGCGUAAAUCGACCAUCGUAUUCAUAUUCAUUGUUUUGCUGCUGCAGUACCACGCGUUACAGUACUACGUUCUCGCUCGAACGGUUAAAAAAUGUUUUCAAGUCUCACAAGCAAAGAGCGCCAGAACGUCUUAAACGAAUUUCCCGAAUUAUCGCCGAAUUUGAUAAAACGUUACGAGAAAACAUUUACGAGAUACGACACGGAUAACGACGGGUAUUUGGACGUUGAAGACCUUAAAGGCAUGAUGAUGGUACGCGGUGUACCGUGGAGCCACUCGGCAAUUAUACGGCUGAUCCGAGACGCAGACGAAGAUGGCGAUGGGAAACUGAGUUUUCGCGAAUUUCUGAUUACUCAGCGCAAAAACGCGGAAUGGGCUCGCCGAGUGUUGUGCGCUCUGCCUGAGAUCGACGUGGGCCGCGUAGGCGUCAAAGGAGCCAAAAAAUACUUCGAAGCCAAACAGCUGCUGUCGACUGCACCGCAUAUUAAACAUGUAUCGCAUUAGAACGCAUUGAAAUAAAGUUUUCGUCGUUCGCACAUGCACGUAUUAAUUACGGUAUUAAUUAUAAUAUAAUAUCAAUAGAGGUAAUACGAUAAAGCGUUGUACAACGUUUAGUCCGUCUUAAACGCGUAUGCUUAAAUUACAUCCAUAGUUUUUAACGCGGUCCGUGUACCGGAAGAAUACGAUUUAGUUGUUAUUACCAUUAUCGAUUACCCAACACUUCAACACUGUGCAAUAAUAAUGUGUAACAUUUCGAACCGGUCAAUCGUACCGUGUGAUUUUUUUUUUCUUGUCCAUAACAACAUUUAGUGUCGAUAACGCUCUAACAGUAAGAUGUAUGUUUUUUGUAACAAUUAUUAUCAUGUAGAAACCAAAAUUUGAUGAAUAAAA